UGCAAUUGCGACACUCUGCAGUGGGCAUCUUUAUCGCAGCUUAUAUCAACUCGAGUUAUCUAAUUGGCAUCUUGUUUGCUUGUGAAGGAGACUGACAGGCUGCAAAAUGCGGUCAACGGUCCUUUCUGGGGCAGCGCUGUUGCCAUUGCUUCAGCUUGUCCACCCUGCCUAUGGUACGGCCUCAAAUGACCGUAUCUCAGAAUGCCAGAACAGAAACGGCGGUUCGGGCACCGGAGUGAACUUUAGCAAGAACGUGUACAAGACGGACUUUGCUGGAGUAACGUGGGACGAGGAUAAUUGGCUCCUUAGCACUACGCAAUUGAAGCAGGGCGCGUUCGAGGCUCGUGGCUCCGUUGCCAAUGGCUAUCUUGGCAUUAACGUUGCUAGCGUCGGCCCUUUCUUUGAGCUUGACACUGAAGAGAAUGGCGACGUCAUUAGUGGUUGGCCCCUGUUUUCGAGGCGGCAGUCAUUUGCAACUAUCGCCGGCUUUUGGGACUCCCAGCCUGUCAUGAACGGAACCAACUUCCCAUGGAUCUCACAGUAUGGCUCCGACACCGCCAUCAGCGGCAUUCCGCACUGGAGUGGUCUCAUCUUGGAUCUCGGUGGCAACACCUAUCUUGAUGCAACGGUUGAUAGCCGAACCAUCUCCAACUUCAGAUCAACCUAUGACUACAAGGCUGGAGUCCUGAGCUGGUCAUACAAGUGGACCCCUAAGGGUAACAAGGGAAGCUUCGACAUCUCUUAUCGUCUCUUCGCCAACAAGUUGUAUGUAAACCAGGCCGUGGUUGACUUGCAAGUCACCGCAUCCAAGAAUGUGCAAGCAUCGAUUGUCAACGUUCUCGAUGGCUUUGCUGCUGUACGCACCGACUUUGUUGAGUCUGGCCAAGAUGGAAACGCCAUCUUCUCGGCCGUGCGACCAAAUGGCGUCUCCAAUGUCACAGCCUAUGUGUAUGCCGAUAUUACCGGCUCUGGAGGCGUAGACCUGUCGAGCCGCAAGAUUGUACACAACAAGCCAUACGUGCAUACCAACGCAUCUUCAAUCGCACAAGCCGUCCCUGUCAAGUUUUCAGCAGGACAUGCUGUGCGAGUGACCAAAUUUGUUGGAGCUGCUUCCUCUGAUGCAUUCAAGAAUCCCAGACAAAUCGCCAAGAACGCAGCAGCAACAGCUCUGAGCAAUGGAUAUUCCAAGUCUCUGAAGUCCCACGUAACAGAGUGGGCAAAUGUUAUGCCAGAGAGUUCCGUCGAUAGCUUUGCCGAUCCCAAGACUGGCAAACUCCCUAACGACAAUUACAUCAUUGAUUCAGCUAUUAUUGCAGUCACCAACGCCUACUAUCUGCUGCAGAACACUGUGGGCAAGAAUGGUAGCAAGGCAGCCAACGGUGCCCCGGUUAACGUGGACAGUAUUUCUGUCGGUGGCCUGACCUCUGACUCUUAUGCUGGUCAGGUCUUCUGGGAUGCCGACCUCUGGAUGCAACCCGGCCUGGUUGCAGCUCAUCCAGAAGCUGCUGAGAGAAUUACAAACUAUCGUCUGGCGAGAUAUGGCCAAGCGAAGGAGAACGUCAAGACCGCCUUUGCAGGCUCCCAAAACGAGACUUUCUUCUCUGCAUCUGCCGCCGUGUUCCCGUGGACUAGUGGCCGUUAUGGAAACUGUACCGCCACCGGCCCUUGCUGGGACUACGAGUACCAUUUGAAUGGAGACAUCGGACUGGCUCUUGUCAACCAAUGGGUUGUGAGCGGCGAUACAAAGAACUUUCAGGAGAACCUCUUCCCCGUUUAUGAUUCCAUUGCGCAACUGUACGGCAACCUACUUAAGCCCAACGGAACCGCGUGGACAUUGACCAACAUGACUGAUCCUGAUGAAUAUGCAAACCACGUCGACGCUGGUGGAUACACCAUGCCCCUCAUUGCAGAGACGCUCCAAAAAGCAAACACAUUCCGCCAACAGUUCGGCAUCGAGCAGAACAAGACCUGGAAUGAGAUGGCAGCCAACGCCUUGGUUCUUCGCGAGAAUGGAGUGACACUUGAGUUCACCACCAUGAACGGCAGUGCAGUGGUUAAGCAAGCUGAUGUUAUCAUGAUCACUUAUCCUUUGACCUACACGACCAACUACACCACUCAGGAUGCUCUCAAUGACCUCGACUACUACGCCAACAAGCAGUCUCCAGAUGGCCCUGCCAUGACCUAUGCCUUCUUCUCCAUCGUUGCCAACGAAAUCUCUCCCUCUGGAUGCUCAGCAUAUACUUAUGCGCAGAACGCCUUCAAGCCUUAUGCUCGAGCGCCCUUCUACCAGCUCUCUGAGCAGCUCAUUGAUGACGCCAGCAUCAACGGUGGCACUCACCCGGCUUACCCAUUCCUCACUGGCCACGGUGGCGCCAAUCAGGUUGUCCUUUUUGGCUAUCUCGGUCUCCGUCUGGUGCCCGACGACUUCAUCCACAUCGAGCCAAAUCUGCCUCCUCAGAUUCCUUAUCUGAGAUACAGAACCUUUUACUGGCGUGGCUGGCCCAUCUCGGCAUGGUCCAACUAUACUCACACAACCAUCAGCCGUGCCAGUGGCAUCGCUGCGCUUGAUGGAGCGGAUCAACGCUUUGCUGGCAAGACCAUCACCAUCCACUCUGGACCUGAAGAAAGCCCCACGGCAUAUCACUUGCCCGUCAAAGGAUCAGUCGUCGUCCCCAACAAGAAGAUUGGCUCUCAACAAACAUAUGCAGGCAACUUGGUGCAGUGCAAUCCCGCCAGCUCGCCAAACGACUAUGUGCCUGGUCAAUUCCCCAUCGCAGCAGUCGAUGGUGCUACCUCUACCAAGUGGCAGCCUGCCUCUGCUGCCAAGCUGAGUUCUAUUACCGUCUCUCUUGAUAGUGAAGAUGUGGGAUCUCUGGUGUCCGGCUUUCAUUUCGACUGGGCACAGGCACCUCCUGUCAACGCCACUGUCAUUUUCCACAACGAGGCUAUCAGCGACCCAGCGACGGUGUUGUCACAGAAACACAACUCGAAUUACAAGAUCGUCAGCUCAUUGACCAAUAUCAAGCAGUCCAACCCGUAUGAUAUCAAGACAACUGACCUGAACGUGAUUGCCAUCCCCAUCGGCAACACGACCAACGUCACUCUGGCACAACCAGUGGCUGCAUCUCGAUAUGCAUCUCUGGUCAUUAUUGGUAACCAGGGGCUUGAUGCUGUAGACGCCGCGGCGAAGAACGGUACUGGUGCCACUGUCGCAGAAUGGGCCAUUAUUGGGCACAGCAAGGGACACACCGGCAAACCGGGUUCCCAUGGCAAGAGAAAGCUGAAUUUGCGCGCUGCUGCCGCAAUGUCUGACCCAGACAGCUUUGCGCGCCGCCGUUAAUAAACGUAUGUUAUGAUGUAAUCAGGAUAAUUAUGAUAACUUUGUAUGACUAGAUUAUUGGUGUAGAGUAAUCAAUAAUUUUUAACAGAACCAAGUUUGGAAUGGU
Molecule: messenger RNA, 3446 nt
Organism: Trichoderma virens Gv29-8
Lineage: Eukaryota; Fungi; Ascomycota; Sordariomycetes; Hypocreales; Hypocreaceae
Product: glycoside hydrolase family 65 protein
Exons: 4
Coding region: 107-3340 (1077 amino acids)
Biological process (GO): trehalose catabolic process
Cellular component (GO): fungal-type cell wall
Molecular function (GO): carbohydrate binding; alpha,alpha-trehalase activity
Source: RefSeq, a predicted model, not a curated record